CUGCGUCGCUGCAGGUCAAGAUGGCUUCUCAGCAGCAACAACCUGGUGGGUCUCAGCCCGGAGUACAACAGCCCACUUCAUUACAACAACAACAGCAGCAACUGAGUCAACAGCAGGACUUUGAUCCAGUUCAUAGAUUUAAGAUGCUAAUUCCACAGCUGAAGGAGAGUCUACAGAAUUUAAUGAAGAUUGCAUCCCUGAAUUUGAACCACAACACGGCAAUUGACAACGGCGUCAAAAGCAGCGACGCCUCUGUUCAGCGCUUUGACAAAAGCCUAGAGGAGUUUUAUGCCCUUUGCGAUCAACUGGAGUUGUGUUUGCGGCUGGCGUAUGAGUGCCUUUCCCAGAGCAUUGACAGCGCCAAACAUUCACCCAACCUGGUCCCAACAGCUACCAAGCCAGACACAGUACAGACAGAGUCCAUGUCUUAUGCCCAGUACCUCGGCAUGAUCAAGUCUCAGAUCUCCUGCGCCAAAGAUAUCCACAACGCUUUGCUGGAGUGUUCCAAGAAGAUUGCAGGAAAGGGACAGCCUCAGGGAAUCAUGUAGACUUGCAGCAACUGUUCCAACUCUUUUUGCAUCUGGUGACUUUUUCUGGGGUCAGAUGAUGGGUAUCAUAUUUGGGGCUGUUCCAUAUGCAGGUCUCAGUUUUCCGCUAUAUGGUUCAAGAUGCUGUUUAAUUUCCCAAGAUCUUGUGUAUUUAGUUUUGAUUUUUUUUUUUUUUUUUUUUUGGAAAUAAUUUAUGUUUCUUGUAAGCGCUGUGUAAAUAUUCUCAUCAAGAAAUCAUGUUCUGAGAUGACCAGCAGGUGGUGGCAGAGUUGUACUUGCCACCUCAACAUUCACAGGCCUUUUGUAGCUUAUUUGUAUUAAACAUUAAAAACCUUUCUACCUA
Messenger RNA from Toxotes jaculatrix (banded archerfish), 891 nucleotides. RefSeq names its product mediator complex subunit 29 (gene med29). Lineage: Eukaryota; Metazoa; Chordata; Actinopteri; Toxotidae. Bases 21 to 548 code for a protein of 175 amino acids. Gene Ontology annotation, molecular function: transcription factor binding; transcription coregulator activity. The transcript is spliced from 4 exons. The record is from RefSeq and is a predicted model, not a curated record. Gene Ontology annotation, biological process: regulation of transcription by RNA polymerase II. Gene Ontology annotation, cellular component: mediator complex.